GAACCAACUCAAGAUAAUAAAUUGUCACUUUCACUUCCCAAAUUAAUUUUUAUACAAAUAAAUUCAAUGUUAUAUAUUAUACUAAAUUUCGCCUUCCACACAUGAGGUCUCUAAUUCAAUCUUCAAAUUACAACAUACUACAUACUUCAGAAUAAUUUUAAAAUAAAUUAUUUUUAAAAAAUACAAAAAACUGUAAAGGGACCCCACUGUACGUACCGUGUAAUUAUGAUGUAACUAAGUGCUAACUCUAGUGUUAUAAUAUUAUGUUAUAUCAUUAAGGUAGGCAUAGAAAACGAACUCAAGGCCACCAUAUUAUAGAGAAAUAGUAGUAAGAGAGGGGGAGGAAAAACUGCCCUAACAGGGUGAAGCAAAGUGUUGCCAAAGAAAGGGUGACGCUUGUCAUGUAGAAUUAGCCUUCACCUAUCUCCCUCUCUAUAUAAAGGCCCCCCCACUUCACCUCAAAUUUGAACAACAUUAUUCCCAAACAAUUACAACAACAACAAUUUUCAACAACACAAAAUCAAACCUUUGCUUAUUUUGCCUCCUAUCUUUGUUUCCCCCCCCCCCCCUUAUUAUUCCCCAAAAGCCAACAACAUCAACAACAACAACAACCAUGCAAUACUCUUCUCUCCUUUCCUUUCAUUCUCCUCUUCUUCUUCUUCUUCUUCUUGUUUCUCCUUCUACUUCUUUCUUAAUCUCACUAUUUCUCUUCUUUUUAUCUCUCCUAUUUCUUGUUACUCUUUUCCAAUUACUAUGGUUUUUUUACCCCAAAGAUAGAAGACCUCUACCCCCUGGCUCUAUGGGUUGGCCUUAUCUUGGUGAAACUCUUAAACUCUACACUGAAAAUCCCAACUCUUUCUUCUCUAAUAGACAAAAAAGGUAUGGUGAUAUAUUUAAGACUCAUAUAUUGGGAUGUCCAUGUGUAAUGAUAUCAAGUCCUGAAGCCGCAAAGAUAGUUUUAGUAAGUAAAGCUCAUCUUUUUAAGCCAACAUAUCCACCUAGUAAGGAGAAGAUGAUUGGUCCUGAGGCUUUGUUUUUCCACCAAGGAGCCUACCAUUCUAAGCUCAAGAAGCUUGUUCAAGCUUCCUUUCUUCCUAAUGCUCUUAAGGGUGCCGUCUCUCAAAUUGAAAAUAUUGUCCUCGACUUUCUUCCUACUUGGGAGAAUAACUCCAUCAACACUCUAGUUGAGAUGAAAAAGUAUGCAUUCGACGUGGCAAUAAUCUCGGCCUUUGGUGACAAAAAAGAGUUGGAGGUUGAAGGCAUCAAGCAUUUGUACCAAUGCUUAGAGAAGGGAUACAAUUCUAUGCCCCUAAAUUUUCCCGGAACUCCUUUUCACAAAUCUAUGAAGGCAAGGAAGCUUCUAAAUGGGACAUUAAGGAAGCUUAUUGCAAAACGAAAGGAGAAUAACAACAUAGAUGGAGGAUUAUUAGGAGUGUUACUUAAAUCAAGAGAGCAAGAAACAUCAAGUAAUUAUGAAUUAAGUGAUUCACAAAUUGCUGAUAAUAUUAUUGGAGUCAUUUUCGCUGCUCAUGAUACUACUGCUAGUGUCCUCACAUGGGUUCUCAAAUACUUACAUGAUAAUCAACAUCUUCUCGAAGCUGUUACGAAGGAACAAGAAGGAGUUAGACAAAGUUUGAUAGAGGCUAACCGUGGUCUUACGUGGGAGGACACUAGAAACAUGCCUUUGACUAGCCGGGUGAUUCAAGAGACGUUGAGAACAGCAAGUAUACUAUCAUUUACAUUUAGAGAGGCAGUCCAUGAUGUUGAGUUUGAAGGGUAUUUGAUUCCAAAAGGGUGGAAAGUGUUACCAUUGUUUAGAAGCAUUCACCAUUGCGCUGAAUUCUUCCCUCAACCUGAAAAGUUUGACCCUUCAAGAUUUGAGGUACCACCAAGACCUAACACGUACAUGCCAUUUGGUAAUGGAGUCCACUCUUGUCCAGGAAGUGAGCUAGCCAAGCUUGAAAUGCUAAUUUUCGUGCACCAUCUCACCACCACCUACAGGUGGAAAGCAACAGGAGAUGAAGAUGGAAUACAAUAUGGACCGUUUCCUGUUCCAAAGCAUGGUUUUCCCAUAAUGGUGCACCCAUGAAAGUGAAUGAAAUAAAUUUGGAGCAAAUCUAGCUAUAACAUCUUUAAGUUUUAGCAAUAAUGAACAAGAAUACCAAGGAGAAAAAGAAGAAGAUGUAAAAAGUGUUUGAUGGAGGGACCAAAAGCCACCAACAGAGAAGGCAGCGUACUCCAUUUUAAUUCUUAACCCUUCUUUUAAUUCCUACUAAUCCUUUCGUUUUUUUUUUUUUUUUUUUUUUAAGGAAAUAUUCCUUUUACAUGUGCCUUGAAAGUUUUAAUGCACAUGUAUUUUAUUUUAUUUUAUUUUUUAAAAUUAAUUUUUAGGGGGAGGGCCCAAUUAUGUAUCCUCCAUUGAGAUUAGUAGUAGUAUCACUAUCAUUAAGAUGAUAGUAAAUGUAAGUAAUAAUGUAAGUUUGUGAAGAGGGAAAAUGAAAUCCAAAAGGUUGAGAAAUUAAAGAUGAUUUCAGUUUGGGCUGAAAUUCUUUAUUUUAUUUCUAUGGUAUGGUAUUCAAUUUUG
Messenger RNA from Chenopodium quinoa (quinoa), 2584 nucleotides. Its product is annotated as abscisic acid 8'-hydroxylase 2-like. The transcript is spliced from 8 exons. Gene Ontology annotation, molecular function: heme binding; monooxygenase activity; oxidoreductase activity, acting on paired donors, with incorporation or reduction of molecular oxygen. The coding region runs from base 614 to 2089 and encodes 491 amino acids. NCBI's taxonomy places the organism in Eukaryota, Viridiplantae, Streptophyta, Magnoliopsida, Caryophyllales, Amaranthaceae. The record is from RefSeq and is a predicted model, not a curated record. Gene Ontology annotation, biological process: sterol metabolic process.